Molecule: messenger RNA, 5735 nt
Organism: Oncorhynchus gorbuscha (pink salmon)
Lineage: Eukaryota; Metazoa; Chordata; Actinopteri; Salmoniformes; Salmonidae
Gene: arhgef17
Product: Rho guanine nucleotide exchange factor 17
Exons: 20
Coding region: 392-4555 (1387 amino acids)
Biological process (GO): actin cytoskeleton organization
Molecular function (GO): protein binding; guanyl-nucleotide exchange factor activity
Source: RefSeq, a predicted model, not a curated record
UAAACGAGGGAAUGCGAGAGGGAUCAGGGUUAAACGAGGGAAUACGAGAGGGAUCAGGGUUAAACGAGGGAAUGCGAGAGGGAUCAGGGUUAAACGGAGGAGGAGAGAGAAACGAGAGAACCCUGUCUCUGUUCCUGCCCUUGGGGUUGAGAGUGAGAGCAUUGCUGUAGUAACAGAGACGAGCGGCGUCAAUAACAACAACAGUACUAGUGGGAGGGCCAAUGUAUCCCAGAGUGCCUCAGUCCCAGGACUUGAGGCUCCUCCCACUCCGAGUGCUAUCCGCCGCCGCCGUAAGUUCUCCUCAACCGGGAACGCGGGCUCUGACUCCAGCAACGGCAGCACCGGGGAGUCCAACGGGAACGGGGAUGUUUACCGUUCGCUAAGCGACCCCAUGCCUCACCGGUGCCACUCUGUGUCAGGAGAAGGGAAUAACAGCUUCUCUGUGGAUAGUAACCUGCUGGGGUCUCUCUCUCUCUCCUCCAAGGGGGCAGGAGGAGGAGUCGGAGGUGGAAGUGUCCGAGAGUCGUCCUCUGCAGCUGAUCUAUCAGAGUGCAUGGGCAGCGUGGCUAGCGACCUAUCGCUGUGCAGUGAUGGUGGUCUCCGUGACGACUACAGCAAUGUGAUCCGGAACAUUGUUGCGGAGCCAGGAGCGAUGGACAGACUGAUGACGGAUGACAAGAACAACGGAAAAGCCACAAAGAAGAAGUCCUUCUCUGACCCCAGUCGCCGUGGUGACGGCCCCCUGCUUGAUGAACCAGGGUUUAAAAGUCACUGUCACCCUAAAGAACCAGUCAGUGAGCUGGAUCAGCCUGGUCAGAUCCCGCCCUCCAGCAGUGAGCCAAUCCUGAGUGAGCAGAGAGAUGAGCUGUGGGAGCUUGGAGAUGAAUGUGGACACCCAUUACUUAGUCGUCAUGGCAACAAUGAAGUCGGGAAAUUCCGCUCCCAAUCAGAAAGCGAGGUGCACUCCUGUCUCCAUAGUGAUGACACAGACAGAGUGGGAGGAGGGGAGAUAUUGGACUCUGACCUCAAAUUAGCGGAGCUUGUGUCUCCCGGAAUGGGCCGGCGGACCAACAGGAAACGCCCCAACUGGGUCACCCAAUCAGCAUCAGAGGAGCGGGACCACUCGGAACCAGGUCCAGAGGACCAGGAUCAAGACCAGACUGAUCUCACCCCCCCAUUGCCUCUGGUCCCCCCCAAACCCCAAACUAGGUCCAAGCACGUCCGCCACGCCAGCGAACCUGCCACCUUCAUCCCCAUCUUCCCACCUCCACAGCCCCAGCGAGCCCAAGGGGAUCCACCUUCCCUACUACCUGCCUGUGAACUCUCCAUCCUGGGUAAGCCCAGCAGUGAGGAGGCCCCCUCUCUGGAAGAUGUGACCAAGCGGUAUAUUCUGGCCCUGAAUGCUCCAGGGGGCGAGAGCGAGCCGUCUGGUUCUGAGUCUGGGUCUAGAGGAACGGUGCCUGUACCAGACGGGUCCAACUCCAGCCCUGCUACUCCCAGUGGUGCCAGAGAACCCAGACUGCAGAGGAAGAGCAGUGAGGAGCUGACCACACCAGCCCCACAGAGUGCCAAACCCAGAGUGGAUAUGAGAAGACAUGUCGUGAUGACCCUCCUGGACACUGAGCAGUCUUAUGUGGAGUCACUCCGGACACUCAUACAGGGCUAUAUGCGGCCUCUGAAGCAGCCAGACAGUGGCUCCCUAGUUGAUCCCUCAUUGGUGGAUGAGAUGUUCUAUCAGAUUCCAGAGAUCCUGGAGCACCAUGAGCACUUCCUGGAACAGGUCACCGGCUGCAUUAGCCAAUGGCAUGACAGACAGACAGUGGGUCAGUUGCUUAUCCAAUCGUUCUCCAAAGAGAUUCUUGCUAAUAUUUAUUCAGCAUACAUCGAUAACUUUCUGAACGCCAAAGACGCCGUGAGGAUCGCAAAGGAGGCCAAGCCGGCAUUCCUCAAGUUCCUGGAGACCAGUAUGCGUGAGAACAAGGAGAAGCAGGCCCUGGGUGAUCUGAUGAUCAAGCCUGUCCAGAGGAUCCCCCGUUAUGAGCUGCUGGUCAAGGAUCUGUUGAAGCACACUCCUGAGGAACAUCCAGACCACCCGUUGCUAUUGGACGCCCAGAGAGACAUCAAGCGAUUGGCUGAGAAGAUCAAUAAGGGGCGUCGCUCUGCGGAGGAGGUGGAGAGGGAGACACGCGUCAUGCAGGAGAUAGAAGCCCACAUCGAGGGAGUGGAACACGUCAGAGAUAUCCUUAACCCAAUGAGGAAGUUCCUGAGACAGGAGAUGGUGAUGGAGGCGAAGACGGUGGGGGGUAAGAAGGACCGCUCUCUCUUCCUCUUCAGUGAUCUGCUCAUCUGCACCACCCUCAAGAGGAAGUCUGGUUCCCUGAGACGCAGCUCCAUGAGCCUGUACUCUGUUGCCAGUGUGAUCGACACUUCCAGUAAAUAUAAAUUCCUGUGGAAACUUCCCCUAGAGGACGUGGAGAUGGUGAAAAACCCCUCCCAGGCAACCAACAAAGAGACCAUCCAGAAGAUGAUUGGUCGACUGGACGAGGACCUGAGUACACUGGGACAGAUCAGCAAACUAUCAGAGACUCUCAGCUUCCCUCACCAGUCUCUGGAUGAUGUGAUAAAGGACCUGAUGGCGUCGGUCCACAGGGAGCUUGCAGAGAAACAGUCUCUAGCCUUCAGUAUGAGCUUCCUGCCCACCAAGCUGGAGCUGACCACCGCCUCGGCAGAAACCAGCUUCGUCUUCGAGUUCAGCUCCCCAGACACACGCAGCAACUUCCAACAGGCCUUCGAAGAUGCCAAGAAGAAACUGGCAAUGAAUAAGGACCAGUGGGACCCAGAGUUCCUGAAGGCUAUCCCCAUUAUGAAGACUCGUAGUGGGAUGCAGUUCUCCUGUGCCUCCCCCAGCCACAGUUGUCCAGAGAGCAGCAGUGAGGUGUGGGUGUGUAACAGUGAUGGUUACGUGGGCCAGGUGUGUCUGCUCAACAUCAGAGACCAGCCCACUGUAGAGGCCUGUAUCGCUGUCUGCUCUGCUAGGAUCAUCUGCAUCGCCGCGGUCCCUGGACUCAAGGGGAGGGAACGUGGAGUGGAGCACUCCCCAGCCCCUCCCCCUGGAGCUGUUGACUCCACCCCAUCCCGGCAGCAGCAGCUACACAUCUCCAUCUCUCAUUCGUCGCUGGAGCUGACCGAGCCCCCUUCAGGGGCGGGGCCAGAGUUAGUUCCAUUCGAUAGUGAUGACACGGACGAUGAAGAUUCUCCUAGCCCCUCCUCCACUCUGCAGAGCCAAGCCAGUCACUCCACUGUGUCAUCCAGCUAUGGCAAUGAGGAGGGGUCUGGUUCUAAGGACCUGGCUACAGAGACCACCAGUAGUGAGGAGGAGCAGGACUACCCCGUGGCCAGUUCUUAUGGAGCUCCAGGCAGGCCAGGGGUGGGUGGAAGAGGUCGACCCCACAGCGAGAGCCCCAUGGACGGGAGAGCGAUGCGGCGCUCCUCCGGGGGAUCCUUCACCAGAGCCAGUCUGGAGGAUCUGCUCAGCAUUGACCCGGAGGCUUACCAGAGCUCUGUGUGGCUGGGCACAGAGGACGGAUGUAUCCAUGUGUACCAGUCAUCAGACAACAUCCGAAACCGCAAGAACAGCAUGAAGAUGCAGCAUUCUGCCCCCAUCCUGUGUAUUCUAUACCUAGACAACAAGGUGUUUGCGUCCCUGGCCAACGGAGAUGUGAUCGUCUACCAGAGGGAGGUGGGGAGUUUCUGGGAUGCCCAGUCAUCUCAGACGUUGAGUCUUGGCACGCCCAGUAGUCCUGUCACUAAGAUGGUCCCGGUCGGAGGGAAGCUGUGGUGUGGUUCACAGAACCGCGUUCUCAUCAUCAACACAACCACACUGGUGCAAGAGCACUGGUUCCAGGUGGGCACAGACAGCAGUAGGUGUAUUACCUGCAUGGUGAGCUACGGCCAGGGAGUGUGGCUGGCGCUCCAGGGUAGUGCCCAGAUCAGACUUUACCACGCCCAGACCUGGGACAGCCUGACGGAGGUGGACGUGGCCCCCGCCGUGCACAAGAUGCUUGCAGGUUCAGAUGCGAUCAUCCGGCAACACAAGGCAGCGUGUCUGAGGAUCACAGCUCUCCUGGCCUGUAAGGACCUGCUGUGGAUCGGGACCAGCGCAGGGGUGGUCCUGACCCUGUCUAUCCCAGCCGUCAGCUCUGGGACUGUGUCAGGGACGCUGCGGUCACCUCUGACCCCCAUGGGCUCCGCUCAUGGACAUACUGGCCAUGUUAGGUUCCUCACCUCCAUAGAACUACCUGAAGGCUUCGACGUCAACUUCCCCCUGCCCGCCGAUACCACAGGCAACCCAGCCCAGAGUGGUGUUGAAGGGGGUAAUGGGGGUCUGCAGAGGCGAGAUUCCGCUCGCCGUCGAGCCUCCGCCCUCCUGCCCGUUAAAACCAAUCAGUUGGUGAUCUCCGGUGGCGAUGGCUAUGAGGACUUCCGGCUGACCAAUAGCAGUGAGACAGUGGGGCGGGACGACAGUACCAACCACUUACUGCUGUGGAGGGUCUGAGCCAAUCAGCCGGCCCCAUUUAUCAAAACCCACCCAUUCAGCACCAGCAACAUACUGCCCUGGAGGAUGUGAGGCCAAGCCCCCUGCCCCGGGUCUGAGCCAAUGAGAGUCCCCCGACCCAUUUGAACCCCACCCUCAGCAAAAACCACACAUAAACCCGACCCCUCCUCCUCAAAACCCACCCCCGUUUUUAUUAGGUCCAGUAUUUUUGAUUUAUUUUCUCCGUCUUCUGAUCUCUCUGUGCAUGGGUGUUGUUAGCCCUGGCUGAAAAACUACAGGGUCGCUUCAAACCAGGUUUCUGUUGUUGUUUUGGUUUGUUCUGAUGCAACUGUCUGUGUUGUUAAUCACUGAGUGAUGUGUCUGGUGUUUCGGCGUGGACUCUGUCUCUACAGACUUUACUAGGAGAGAGGGAGGGAAUAAGUGAGAGAGAGGGAGAGAAAGAGAGAGCGAGAGAUUGGGACAGUGACCAGAUAAAAGUGUGGAUAAGGACAGACCGAUUAGGUGAAGGAUAGGGAGAGAGAAGGAAAGAGAGAGAGAGGUUGAGGCAGACAGGCUGAAAGGGUACUGAUGGGAAGAAGAUUGUGAAUUCUGCAACAAGCCAAAUGAUGGACUGAUGGAAGUAAAAAUGGAACAAGGCCAUCCUAACACUCCAUCCUAGGGAGGAGAGGAGAAAUGGAACAAGGCCAUCCUAACACUCCAUCCUAGGGAGGAGAGGAGAAAUGGAACAAGGCCAUCCUAACACCCCAUCCUAGGGAGGAGAGGAGAAAUGGAUGUAACAAGGAAACUAAAGAGUAAACAUUAUAAAAGUAACCAAUGUGCAAUAUAUGGCAAGGGUACCUACUAAGACUAUUUAAACAUACACACACACACACACACACUUUCUUCACUCGUUCGACAAAACACAGCUCGUCUCUCCAUAGCCUAUGACAAACAUACACACACACACACACACACACACUUUCUUCACUCGUUCGACAAAACACAGCUCGUCUCUCCAUAGCCUAUGACAAACAUACACACACACACACACACACACACACACACACACACACACACACACACACUUUCUUCACUCGUUCGACAAAACACAGCUCGUCUCUCCAUAGCCUAUGACAAACAUACACACACACACACUUCUUCACUCGUUCGACAAAACACAGCUCGUCUCUCCAUAGCCUAU